This is a messenger RNA of Haliotis rubra (blacklip abalone), 16507 nucleotides long. RefSeq names its product E3 ubiquitin-protein ligase UBR4-like. Gene Ontology annotation, molecular function: zinc ion binding. The record is from RefSeq and is a predicted model, not a curated record. NCBI's taxonomy places the organism in Eukaryota, Metazoa, Mollusca, Gastropoda, Lepetellida, Haliotidae.
GAAAGCGAAAUGGCGACCAGCCCAGGACAGGGGCUUUCGUUGGCGAUAAAGCCACUUUUGUCGGCGUCAUACUCUUCAUUUAACAAAAAUGACCUACCAGAUUUGACUAAAGGCAUACUAAAAAGUGAAAAAGACAUCCUGGAACAUGAUGAUGAGUUUGAGCCAUUCUACUCCUCCUUUGUGGCUCUUUCCUCUCACUUCAUCAGUGCAAGCUCCAGUAACUUGACAAAGUCAACAUUAAUUCAGGCGAGCAAUUCAUGUCGAGUGCUGCUGCGCUUCAUGCUGCUACGUCUACAGAACCACAAUGAGAGCUGCACAAUAUCACAGAAAUACUUGAUGAUCUUGAUCAAGGGGCUGUGCAAUGGAGGAGGAUGUCUACCUAAGGCUGAUGUGGUGACGUUUGCUUCAAUGUUGAAGUCUGCCACUCGACCCCCAUACAUCACAGAUGAGGACGACACAGAACAAGAGGAGAUAAAACCCAAAGAAGUGAAAAGACCACGCCUGGACACUGGAAACAACUUGUUUGACCAGUUGACCUCGGUCUUUGAUGAAAUGGGUGGCGGCGGUGUACCAAAGACAAGCACCCCGACAGAAGCUAUGAACAAUGAUGGCAACAACACUGUGAUCCAUGUUGCCGAUUCCACAGAAGAAAUGACAAGCUUGUUUGCCAAGAAGAACACAGCUCACUUGCUCCAGCUGAAUGGAGCCAAUGUGUUGGUGGACUGUUGCUUCCAACUGACGUUUCUUGGAAAAUAUAUCCAGCGAUACAAGGACGCUGUUGCAGGGAAAACGUUCCUGAUGCCAGGAACUUUGUCUGAGGCUCUCACAACAAGGAAUAGCUAUCAGGCACUGCUGAGCGAUAUUUCCAUUGUAUGGCGUGCUUUCUCCCUCCCUGCUCUUGAGCCUCUGACCCCGAAACGCCUGGAGAAAAUUGUCACAGCAACCUUGAGCUGCCUCUAUGCAUCAGUGACAGUUGCCAUGGCAAACACUAUAGUGAACAUGGUGAAACCGACAGCAGCUAACCAGCCGUCAGCAUCCAAGGAUGAGGAGAUCGAGGGGUAUGGAACAAGCAUUGUACAGAAAACGCUUGAUAUAUGCAACACUGUCGCUACUGCUGUGAGGAGUUCAACCAGAGCAGGGGGAAGUGUUUCCCAGAAUUUGAACCUGUUGGCUGCCUGGGUGCUGCUGAAGGGCCUGCAGGGAAUCCUGGGUCUGACUCCAGCCAUGAUCCUGGAGAGGAAGGAUGCUGGGAAGAGCAAGUCCGGCGAGACAGGACAGAAGGGGAAAGAGUCAAGCUCUCCCUCAAGCAGGCCCAUCUCUGGGAGAAGCUCUUUCCAAGGAUUUGGGGCACUGUCUGUGGCGAUAGGAUCUAAUGCAGUACUGCUGCUCACAACCCUGUUUGAAGAUCUGCAAAUAGAAGGAUCUCUGGGUGACCUUAAGACUGUUCCUUCUGAGGUGAAGCCUGGCAUGGAUGUGACCAUCCUGACAUCAGCAUCCGCCUGGAAGAGGGUCAAGAAACUUGUUGCCCGGGUUAACCUGACUGAUCUCCUGCUCAACCUCGUCUUGGUCACUUUCAAGAAGGCUGCCAUGCUGAAGAGACUGAAACAAGGAUCAGAGAGUUCUGAGACCAGCAGCAGCAGCACCUCCGACUCCAACACCUUCUACGAGGAUGACUUCAGCAGCUCCGAGGACAGCAGCGAGGAGGAGGAUGAGGAUUCGGAACCUAUUCUUGGUCACUGGUUUGAAGAGACCCUCUCCCCAGAAGAACCCUCCGAUGCCACACCCCCUCCACCCCUCCAACCCCGAGUUGAAGGUGGGGGUGAAAACAAGAGGAACAGACACCCAAGCAAUGGAGACAAACCAAACUAUGUACCUGACAAAAGAGAACCAGAAGGGUUCGUGUCCAUGGCAACCAGUGUUCUGAGUUUCCUGAAUGUGUUCAUGGUGAACUCUCCUGAUGCUGAGAUAAAGAAGCUGAUCAGAACAUCCCUGAACGAGGAGCAUGUGAGCAACCUGGCUACACUCAUCAGGGAGAUGGACAAGGAAUGCUACAAGGUUGGAAAUGAUAAAGUGUAUGAGGAUAUAUCUGUAGCCCUGGCCAAACUGAAUCACAGUCUCAUAGCAACAGGCUGCCUGUCUGACAACCUGCAGGAUGUGCUGCUAGUCCAGCUGGGAGUGUCACCCAAUUCUGUUGACCCCUGGCCACUGACCGUGUACCCACGGACGCUGGCUGUGCUGGCCGAGGUGCUGCUCCUCAAACAGCAGAAGGAGAGGGAGGCCAAGACCAUCAAGAGUUACAGUGACAACGCAGUCAUCAAUAUCUGGGUCAGGUUCAUUGUCACUCUCAAGACAGCCAUCCUCAACUUCGACAACAAAACGGAACAGUUUGAAGCUAUCAACGUGGAGCACAUGCAGCUGCUGCUGUUCCUGUUCCACAGUCUGCAGCUGAUGCAGAAGAAGUCACUGCUGCUGCGCAUAGCGGAAUGUAUCAUCACACUGGCAAACAUGGAGCCUGAGAAGCUGGAGACGACAGUGCCACUGCCGUUAAGCCGUGUGAUGCUUGUCCUAGACUACCUGCUUCACUACUUCUACGACCCUCCAGCCACCUUCAUUGAUCAGGUCCAGUGGAAUCUGUUCACUGUCCACACACUGACCCAAACAAGUGAUCGUGACACGGGGGUCAUCGCUAAAGCAAGUCAUUUCUUUGUAUGUCGGGAGGUAGAAGAGAACUUUCGCAAAAAUCUCACAACACAAGAACUGUCUGAAGUGGGACAUAUGAAGCCCAGAUUCUACAGCCUUGGACCAGGGGAGAUAAACAAUCAAGACUCGCCAAAGAUAGAUGGACUGGCAUCCAACUUCCUGCUGUCGAAUGCAGAGACCUUGAACUACAACCAGCUGUACGAUGCUUGUAUCAGUCUGCUCAUGGCUGGUUCACGAUGUGACAAAUCCAAGGACAAACUUACGCUACUGGAUGCGUCAGCCAUGCACUAUCACUUCCUGAUCGUGUGGCUCCUACUUGCAUGUCUUCCCCCAUCCAGCCAGUACAUCAAGCUGCUGGAGGGGAGCCAGCUGUCGAUGGGGAAGGGACACAUUCUUCACACACUCCGCUGGGCACCCAGACUUGGGCACAAGGCAUUUGUCAGCUGGGUGAAGGACUGGCUUGUGAAGCAAGGUUCGACCACACAACAGGCAGAGACACUGGUCACAGCAGCCAACACGACAGCAAACAGCAUCAACUAUGAUGUCCGUCUCUCCAUGAAAUUCAUUAAGGACCAGAUUAAGAACCUACCAAUAGUUGAACAGAAGGAGAUCCUCCCAAUGAAGGAUCUGCCCGGUUUGUCAGCCAUCUUGAUGCUGGAUGCAGUAGUUGCCAAAGUGGAGGUGGGACUGGAUGAUGCUUUCUCCAAGCCAGUUGCUGAUCCCCACGAGACGAUGGACAUUGUCCAAGAUUUGAUACCAGCCAUUCUAACUCUUGUUGAAGCUUACAGUGUCUAUGUUAGAUCAUGUGUUCUUGGAGAGGUAGCGGACACUGACGACUCGACCUUGACCCCUCACAGACUACAGGCGUUUGGCAUGGUGAUGAGCAUUGGGUCAAACCGUGCCUCGAAGGUGUCAGUGUUGGGGUCAGAGGUGAUGGCAAUACUCCCGCGCCCUGUGAGGAAUGCUGUGGAAAAGUGGAACGGCAGCAGCGGAAAUGAGUUUCCCAGUAUUGGAGCAUGGCGAAAUGCCUUCGCCAAUGACAUCCUUCCCUGUGAGAGCUACAUGGACACCGUCCACAGUGCCCACAUGGUCACCCUGUCUGGUCAGCCCAGCUUCUGCAUCAACGCCUCCAUGAGACAUGUGCUCAACUCACUUGUCCGCUUUGCCAGUGACCUGGUGGUGUGGUGUCCUGAUGCAGACAGCAGUAAGGAGUUUGUGCGAGUGAUGUUUCCCCUGAUGUACGACAUCACCACAGAAUACCUGGCAGACUCGGUGUCCAACUCCUUAGAGAAGUUCCUGGGUCAGGCUGAUGGGGAGGAGUUUGCUCUCAAGAUGUAUGGUCACGUGAUCUCAGUCUGUCACGAACUCAUUAUCGACUACUCUGAUGCCGAGAGUGGCCUGGACGAGAAGAUCCUGCAGGACUGUCUCAAGUUCAUGGAGAACCAUCUGGAGAAGACAGCAGGGAAGAAAGCCUUUGAACAGUUCUACACUGAGCAUGGAGACCUGACCAGUCUGCUGCUGUCACUGGUCCGAGACAACCUGUCUCCACAGUUUGCGACCAAAGUCCUCAAGUUCUUCAACAAGCUGUUCCACCUAGCCGAGAAGAGUCCUGGAGACAAGAGCUAUGAGUCUCUCUGUGCUUCCCUGUCUAAACUGGCCAGCGUGGACAAAGUCAUCCUCCAGAGCCUGCUGUCAAAGAUUGUUACCAAACCAGAGGAGGGAGAGGAGAAUGAGGGCAAUGUGCGAGAGAACAGAGUGCUGCUGCAGAACCUAACCAUGUUUAUUGUCAAAGAGAAAAGCCCUGUGGGUCAAGAGGUUGCCCAGGCAGUGCUAGCUGCUCUCAUCCCCAUGGGGUCACCGCUGCUGAAGGAGAAAGAUGGAGACAUGUCUGGCUUCCCCGAACUGAUGGUCAUCAUGAACAUGCUGGCAGGGGCGGGGCAGGGGGCAGGCCAUGUCACCCUCUUCCAGGCAGCGACAGGAUGGCUCAAUCUCUGCAAAUCCUACUUGGAGGAGAAGGAUGUUCUAGAGAAGAUUCUUAAGAAUGGAUCUGCAGGAAAGGGAGUUCUCCAGACAAUGUGCUGCCUCCUCACCUAUGUUGGCGAUAUCCUCUGUGCUCUGAAGAGGACCUCAGAGAGAUGCGGGACAGCCACUCCUCCCUUGGAUACAGAUGUGGUUACCAUGCAGGAUGCAGACAGUGACUGGACAGAGGAACUCACCCAGGAUGAUGAGGACUCUGGAGCUGAAGACUCGGAUGAGGAGUCCCUGAACAACAAGCUGUGCACCUUCACCAUCACGCAGAAGGAGUUCAUGAACCAACACUGGUACCACUGUCACACCUGUAAGAUGGUCGAUGGAGUUGGCGUGUGCACGAUCUGUGCCAAGGUCUGCCACAAAGACCAUGAUCUGACAUAUGCCAAGUUUGGGUCUUUCUUCUGUGACUGUGGUGCCAAGGAGGAUGGUAGCUGCAAGGCAUUGGUCAAGAGGACAGCCCAGAGUGGGCUAGACUGUAGUGGCAGUGGACCAGCCCAGUCACCAUUCUCAAUGGACACAGUUCAACCAAGCUCCCUCCGGCGCCGACUGUCGUCCCCAUCCAUAGACGACAAGGCAAGCGAGAUGAUGAAGACCACUGAGAUGAGCAACAAGGCUCGUGAAGCUCUGUGUAGACAGAUUGAAAACUGCAGAGAUAGUCUCCUGUCACAGAUGGAGAGUGCUAACACAGUGACAACGGUGCUGGAGAUGUUGGAGAAGAUCCUGCCGCCACUGAUAGAGAACUACCAGGACAUGUCCCCCAUGGGGUCUACUGCACGAGCUCAGAGGGCCCUGCAGGAACUACACUCCCUCUCCAAGAAAAUAGAACCAGCCUCGGAACAGCUCAUGACGGUGACACUUGGAUCCCAGGAAGGAGCCUUUGAGAACGUGAGGAUGAACUACAGCGGGGAACAAGGGCAGACAAUCCGCCAGCUGAUCACCGCCCAUAUGCUGCGUCGUGUUGCUAUGUGUGUGUUGUCCUCGCCCCACGGCAAGAGACAGCACCUGGCCAUCAGUCAUGAGAAGGGCAAGAUCACCAUCCUCCAGCUGUCCGCUCUCCUCAAACAGGCUGACUCAAGCAAGAAGAAGCUCACCCUCACUAGACUGUCCUCAGCACCGAUCCCAUUCACAGUUUUAUCCAUCACAGGCAACCCAUGUAAUGAAGACUUCCUUGCUGUGUGUGGACUCAAGGAUUGCCAUGUUUUGACCUUCACCAGCUCAGGCACUGUGGCAGACCAUCUUGUUCUGCACCCAUCUCUGGCCACUGGAAACUUCAUCAUCAAGGCAAUAUGGCUGCCAGGCUCCCAGACUGAACUUGCUGUGGUCACUGCUGACUUUGUCAAGAUAUACGACCUUGGCCUUGACGCUAUCAGCCCUCAGUACUACUUCCUACUGCCAAGUGGUAAGAUCCGUGACGCCACAUUCGUGUACACCGAGGACGGAUGCUACAUAGUACUGAUGGCAUCCACUGGCUACAUCUACACCCAGCUGAUGGAGGACUGCAGCAGUGCUGUACAUGGACCCUUCUACAUCACCAACGUCCUCGAGGUCAAACAUGCGGACCUCAAGGAUAACAAUGGUCAGGUGGCAGGAGGAGGCGUGUCUGUGUUCUACUCUCACGCCCUGCAGCUGUUGUUCUUCAGCUACACACAAGGCAAGAGCUUUGUUGCCCCGGUGUCCAAGGAGCUGACACAAGUGACGAACCUGUUCCCCAUCAGCUUCAAGAGUUCCAAUGGUGGAGGCAAGGGAGGUAACAACUACCAGCCCCUAGUUCAGUGGUCAGAGGUGGCAGGUCACACUGGCCUCCUAUACUGCAUGGCGCAGACCUCCAACAUUUCUUUUUCAUAGAGAUCGUCCUUGGGGUACAUAUUAUGCAUUUUCCGGCUGAAAAAUGUCCUCAUGGCGGAGGCUUCCGUUUUGCCGGCUCUGCGGGAGAUACAAGAUGUAGUGGCCAUGAGGCAUGUUGCUUCCAACACUGACCAGCAACGCACCACCAUGAUCCUCCUGUGUGAGGAUGGCAGCCUCCGUAUCUACAUGGCCAACGUGGACAACACCAACUACUGGCUGUCUCCCUAUCUCCAGCCUCAGAGUCCCAUAGCAGUACUCAAACCAGCCAAGAAGAAGAAGUCCAGCAAAUCAGGACGCCCAGCAGGGGUGGUGACAUUCCCUAUUGACUUCUUUGAACACUGCCAGCAGACCAAUGACAUUGAAUUCGCUGGCAAUGAUGUGCUGCAGGUGUACAAUGUCCAACAGGUGAAGCACAGGCUGAACACAACAGGGAUGUACAUCGCCAGCACCAAGCCUGCUGGUUUCACGAUUGACCUGAGCAAUACCAACAACACCACUGUGAUGGUGGGAGUGCGGGUAAUGGUUGGGAGCCAGAGCUUAGAGAGAGCGCCUUCCUACCUGGAAGUGUUCGGACGCACCACCCAGGUUAAUGUCAACCGGGCCAGGUGGAUCGACAUGGCCUUCACUCGAGAAGAGUCUCUCACAGCUGACAAGAAGUUCAGCCUGUUUGUUGGUGCCAGUGUGGACCCUGCAGGCGUGACCAUGGUAGAUUCCAUCAAGGUGUAUGUCAAGACCAAGGAGGCCUUCGGAUGGCCGGAGGAAACUGAUGAGUUCCCAGAAUCCACUGCUCCGAAAGUCAUGGCUGCUGUUGCUGCUGCAGCGGCAUCAACUGAAACUGACACAGUGCAGAAUGUACCUCUGCCUAUGACUACAGCAGACAAGCUUCUGAGCAGUGCACUUGAAGUGUUAGAGGGAGCAUUUGCUGCAGGCAAACUUGAAGAAAAGGAUCCACAGCGAGACAAGGCCCUGGAUCUGUCCACCAGCCUGCUGACCCUCCCCACGCCACCCACAGUCCAGCAGCACACCAAGUCUCUCCUGGCCUCACUGUUUGCUAACAAGGCUACCUACCACAACCACAAGGACCAGGCUCAGCUUGUCCAUGUGAUGAAGAGUCUGUCAAGGGAGAGCUCGGACAUGGAUGUGGAAGCCUUCCAGAGACUGGUGGUCACAGCGCGCUCAGUCGCUGUCUCACGGCCCGCCAACCUACUUAAAUUCGCGGAGAAGGGAGGAGACAAGAAGGAAGAGACUAUGGAGGUGCAGGACCUGGAGGAGGAGAAGGAGGAAGAGAAGGGCGAGCCCAGUCCCCCCACGUCCCUCAAGAGCCAUGAGCUGGAGCCCAAGGACUACUGCCACUUCACUACACAGCUGGUGGAGACUUUCUGGAAGCUACACACAGCCAAACCCACAAACUCCAUACUAGCUCCAGUCUGCCUGCCAGGACUUGCCCACGUAGAUACAACAGUGGGUGCUGUAGUGGAGAUCAUCCAUGCCUUCACUGUCUGUGACCAGGAGGCCGUGAACCUCGCCACCAAACACUACGUCCGACUACUUCUGUCUGCUGACCCUGUGGUGAGCUUCGCAUGUCGUCAGGCCCUCAUUCGGGCCCUGAGGCCGCCACACAGGAGGAGACGGGUGUUCAUCCCUUCACCCCCUCGAUGCAGCUCUCCAGAUGAUGUUGCAGGUGGCCCUGGUGGUGAUGAUGACGAUGACGAUGACCCUAAGCCUGACAAACCAGACACGCCUCCUCCCUCAGGCCCCCAGAUCUCCAACCAUGUGGAACACCAAGACCAGGACCCAGAGGGGGAUGACCAGUUCGAUGUAGUGGAAAACAAUGAGCCAAUGGUGUUGGAGCCAGGCGAGGGAAAUGCACACGGCAAUCAUCUCUCGGGUCUGGAGGCCCUGUACGGGUUUGACAGAAACUUUGAGCUGCCAGCUGAUGCUGAUGAUGAGGCAAUGGUGGAACUUGCUAUAGCCCUCAGUCUUCAAGAACAGGAAGGUGGAGCUGGUGGUCUGAGCCUACAGAGUCUUGGCUUGGCCAGGCAGGGACAGAGUGCUUCAUCAAUCGAGGAAGGCCCACUGUCUGACACAACAGCCUCAGCUCCUGGCAGUGACGACGAGGUUGGGAGUAAUGCAGCUACCGAGGGCUCCACUCUUCGCACAUCCCCAGCGGAACAGCCUGGCAGUGCUGGGUCAGAGAGUGGUGGGAGUGCUGUGGACUCCAUAUCAGUGAGUGGAAGGAGCAGUGCAUAUGGCUACUCAGCCCCUGAAGGAGGGGCUACAGCCCGUAGUGAGACCAGCAGUGUUGGAGGAGGGCCCUCGGGAUCCAUGCAUCACGAGGUGGACGUCAUGGAAACAGAUGCGGAUUAUGAUGCAAGCUGCAGACUGCACAGCCUGAGACUGCAGCUGUUGGAGAGACUUCUGCAGUAUCUACCCGAGAUCAGAGACGUUGGUGGAGUUCGAGCCAUCCCAUUCAUGCAGGUGUUGCUGAUGCUGACGUCUGACCUUGACAAUGAGGAAGAUAAGGACCGAGCAGCCCUGGACAACUUGCUGACCAUUAUCCUGAAGGAACUGGACCUUUCUGGACAGGGCCUUGAGAACAUCGAGACUCGGACCCGGCAGUUCGAGGUCAAGCUGAUUCUGCUGAGACUGCUCAGCGUCCUACUGUCUAGAACCAGAGCAGGAACUAAACCAUCCAGUGAGUGCCUGUCCUUCGUGAGCAACAGCACAGCAACGUCCCUGCUGUCCAGCGACGCCAUCGAGUACUGUAUGCAGGUUCUGCGCAACCUCCUGCCCUACUGGAAGAACUACUCCACCCCAGAGGAGGAGGGUAACACUACCCCCGGUCAGCUGUUGAAGCCACACCCCAACUGCCCACCCCCUGACAUGUCCCCCUUCUUCCUGCGCCAGUAUGUCAAGGGUCAUGCUAAUGAUGUUUUCGAGGACUACCCUCAGCUGCUGACAGAGAUGGUGCUCCGACUGCCCUACCAGCUGAAGAAAGUUGCCGAUGCAGUACAUAAUGUGCCCAGCGCCUCCUUCGAGCCCCACUGGCAUUCAGUGCUGUCAGAGUACCUGAUGACACAGCAGACUCCAUUUGUGAAGAGACAAGUGAGGAAGCUGCUGCUGUUCAUUUGUGGAUCGAAAGAGAAAUACCGACAGCUCCGGGACAUGCAUGCCAUCGAGAGCAACCUCCAGUCUGUGGUGGACAUCUGUGAGAAGGGUGGACUGGAUAUCAGUGCUGACAUCAUUCCCCAUGGUGUCAUCCUCCCUUACGACACACUCCUUACUAUGAUUGAACAUCUGAAGGUGGUGUACGAAAUCGCAUCAUCUCGUCCCUGCAACUGGCAGACCUAUUGUGAGCAGGCUCAAGACACCCUCCCCUUCCUGGUCAAGGCCAGCAUCUCACUGGAUGAGGGAGUGGCCCCCACCUUGCUGCAGUUGCUGCAGUCAGCACUGUGUGGCGUGAAGCCGUCCCCAGCGCAGAACGCGGCCAGCUCGUCCAGUAGUUCCACAACGUCUCCAGUCAAGCAGAAGAAGGACAAAACCAAAAACAAGAAUGAAGAAGACUGCGAGGAGAGUCAGAAGUUUGAUGAAACACUGUGCAUCAGCCUGGUGAAGCUGCUCAACCGGGUGCUGGACAAAGGGCUCUUCAUCAAGUUCAUCAGGACAUUCCUCCUAGAGUCCAACUCCAGUGGCAACAGAUGGUUGGCCCACAGUCUAGUUCUGCAGAUUUACAGGAACACUACGUCUGAGGAACAGGAGACGAUCCUGAACAUUAUGUGGGAGCUGUGGACAGAGCUGCCCAUCUACGGCAGGAAGGCAGCUCAGUUUGUCGACCUCCUCGGCUACUUCGUGCUCAAGACACCAGACAUCCCUGACAAGAGAGUUGGGGAGUACCUUGAGAAAGCUGUGUCAGUGCUACGGGAACAGAACCAGGUGUUGGCCAACCACCCCAACGCAACCAUCUACAACAUGCUGCAAGGGCUGGUGGACUUUGAUGGCUACUACUUGGAAAGUGACCCAUGUCUAGUCUGCAACAACCCGGAGGUCCCAUAUGCUAGUCUGAAGUUGUCUGCUAUCAAAGUGGAUUCCAAGUUCACAACAACAACACAGAUUGUGAAGCUGGUUGGCAGUCACAACAUCUCCAAGAUAUCACUCCGCAUCAGUGACCUGAAGCGGACGAAGAUGGUGAGAAGUCUGAACAUCUACUACAACAACCGCUCAGUCCAGGCCGUCGUGGAACUCAAGAACAGACCUGGCCUGUGGCACAAGGCAAGGAAGGUGACUUUGACAGCUGGACAGACUGAUGUCAAGGUGGAGUUCCCAAUUCCUAUAGUGGCCUGCAACCUGAUGAUUGAGUAUGCUGACUUCUUUGACAACCUACAAGCAACAGCUGAGACCCUACAAUGCCCUCGCUGUAGCGCAUCUGUCCCAGCCAACCCCGGGGUCUGUGGGAACUGUGGAGAGAAUGUGUUUCAGUGUCACAAGUGCAGAGCUAUCAACUAUGAUGAAAAGGACCCCUUCCUGUGCAAUGCCUGUGGUUUCUGCAAGUACGCAAAGUUCGAGUUCACUCUCACAGCCAAACCUUGCUGUGCCGUGGAUCCCAUCGAAAGUGAAGACGACCGCAAGAAGGCCAUCAGUACCAUCAACAGCUUGCUGGAGAAAGCUGACAAGAUCUACAAGAACCUACAGUCCCAUCGGCCUCUGUUGGAGAACCUGCUUAUCCAGGUAACGGAACACAACACUGACAGGAUCGGGGAGGUUCCCACCGCUGGAAGUGGAGGUGGAGUUCCAGCCAGUAGUGUCAACAAGGCCAUACAGAUGCUGGCUCAGAAGUACUGCGUGGAGUGCAAGACCUCCUUUGAUGAACUCAGCAAGAUCAUUCAGAAAGUACUGGCUUGUCGCCGGGAGCUGGUGGAGUAUGACAGACAACAAAGAGAGGCUGUGGCUGUCAAGGGCCAGGAGAUGUUCUUCGGGAGACAGGACUCCAAGGCUAAGGAAGUGGAGGCAUGUGCUGCUGCCACGCCCCGCAGAGAGAAGGAAAGUCUGCGUCCAACUAACUGCUAUGGCUGUGCCAGCUCUGCAGUCGAGCACUGCAUCACCUUAUUGAGAGCCCUUGUCACCAACAGCAACAUGAGGCAGAUCCUCUGUAGCCAGGGAAUGAUCCAGCAACUGAUUGACUACAACCUGCGUCACGGCACCCUGCCUGUCCGCAAUGAGGUGCGCUCACUGCUGUGUCUGCUGACCAAGGACAACCGCCGGGGCACGGAGGAGAUGAACAACCUCAUUAUGACCAGGAUCACUGCUGCCAUCAAGGGACAUCAGUCCAACCCUGACCUGGGUUCAUCAGUGAGGCACGAGAUCCUGCUACUUGCCAGCUCCCUCAAUCAGGACGACACCUGCUGGGAACAGAGAGUGAGAUGUGUGAUGCGGCUGUUCCUGAUGGGGAUGCACAUCAAGAGCCCUGUCAUCAUGGAGAGCAUCACACUGCCCUGUCUCCGUAUCCUGCAGAGUCUUGUCAGAAAUGAUGGCGUCAUCUUCAAGAAAAGGGUGAGCUGGGAUCAGUGAGUACCUGUUGCCGCCAAGUUCCACAUGGAUGUGAAGCAGUGGCUAGCUGGAGACCCUCGCUACUCGUACUGUCAGUGGAGGAAGAGGCUGCCUCGGAGAGCUGUCACUGAGGAGACAGAGACAAAGAAGGAGGAGGAGAAGAAAGAGGUCCGUGCUCGCUACCUGAUGGAGAAGUAUGGGAUGAGGUGGCAGCAGAAGAUGUGGAAAACGCCGGCCAUCACGCUGAAGCUGACUCAGAACACCUGGUUGCAGCAGGCCAUGUUCUCCCCAUCUUCCCGCUCCGCUCGACAGACUGCCUGCAGCAUCAUCGAGGCCAUCGCUCAGGUGCCCAGCCGAAGGAGAGAGGUCAUGGACAUGAUCACAGGGUGCCUGGAUGAGGUUGGGAGGAGCGGGGAGUGUGCCAGUGACUUCCUGUGUAUGUACAAGAGACUCAUCAUCCCCGACUACUGGAAGUUCUACCUGGCCAUCAAGGGGGUGCUGCUGCACCUGGGGGACCUCAUCACCAGGGAAGUAGAACAUCUUGAAUAUCUGGAAGAAACAACUCUCAGUUCAGACCUGGCUCAAGGCUUUGCUCUCAAGUCCCUUACAGAGCUGCUGUCCAUGUUUGUGGAGCAGGAGAUGCUGAAGCAGCACUACAAGAACCGCCUGGUGGGCUACAUCCUCAACGGCUACCUGUCGCUGCGGAAGCUGGUCGUGCAGCGCACCAAGCUCAUCGAUGAGACCCAGGAGAAGCUGCUGGAGCUGCUAGAGGAACUCACCACAGGCACUGACAGUGAGACAAAAGAGUUUAUGGCUGUGUGUGUGCAGACAGUCAAGAAGUACCCCCUCAAGGACAACCGUUCACCUGUCUUCAUCUUCGAGAGACUCUGUAGCAUCAUCUACCCGGAGGAGAAUGAUGUUGCGGAAUUCUUCAUGAUUCUGGAGAAAGACCCUCAACAAGAGGACUUCCUGCAGGGGAGGAUGCUGGGUAACCCAUACAGUUCUAACGAGCCUGGAAUGGGACCACUCAUGAGAGACAUCAAAAACAAGAUCUGUCAAGACUGUGAGUUGGUUGCUCUGUUGGAAGAUGACACUGGGAUGGAGCUGCUGGUGAACAAGAAGAUAAUCAGCCUGGAUCUGCCUGUGAAGGAGGUUUACAAGAAGAUCUGGUUGCCUGAACAUGGGGAGGGGGAGCCAAUGCCAAUCAUCUACAGAAUGAGAGGGCUACUGGGCGACGCCACUGAGGACAUGGUCAACUCCUUCGACAACAGCUCAGAGGAGGACAUCGACAAGGAAGAAGUGUUCAAGAUGGCUGCCAUUCUGGCCGAGAACGGUGGACUGGAGGUCAUGUUAGAGAGACUGUCGUCAGUGAAGGACCUGGUUCUGGGCAAACAACUCAUGGUGGUGCUCCUGAAGCUGUUUGGCUUUGCUGUCAAUGUCAAGGUCAACCGACAGGAACUGAUCAAACCGGAACUGAACACUAUCAACAUCAUGCUGGGUGCUCUCAAUCUGGCCCUGUGGAGUGAGCAGGAGGGAGGUACCAGCGCCACCAAGGGGCAGACAAUCACAGAGCAGAUCCUGCAGAUCUUGGAGGUCAUCCUCCUUGAGGCCAGUCAGCAGACCCCCGAACAAUAUACUGAAUUCUCCAAACUGUGUGGUGACAAGGAGCAGCUGAUGAUGUUGCUUGGCCGCAUCAACUCCCCCUUCGUCCGCGCCAACAACAACGUCCUGCAGGCUCUUAUGAGACUCAUCCCCUUCCUGGCCUUCGGUGAGGAUGACAAGAUGAUGGCACUACUCAACCACUUCAAGCAGUACCUCGACUUCAACAAGUUUGACUUCGAGCACAGCCAGGAUGAACAGGUGCACCUUGACUGUUUCUGUGCAAUCGCAAGCGGUAUUGAGAGCAAUGCCAAUGGUAUCCGACUGAAAAAUCUGAUCCUUCAAGACGGAGUUGUUCAGAGUUCUGUGGACUACAUUCUCAUGCAUGCUCCAGCUAUCAAAACACUCCUGGCGACUGACUCAGAGGUAUGGAAAGAGUUUAUCAGCAAGCAGUCCCUUGGAUACGCUCUUCGUCUCCUCACUGGUCUCUGUACCAAACACAAACUGACACAGGACCUGAUAGCGGAGAGCUGUAUCCCCAUCCUCCACAAGCUGGAGCAGGUGUCCUCUGACAAACACAUCGGCACGCUGGCCGAGAAUCUACUGGAUGCUCUCAAGAGCAACGAAUCAGCAGCCAGAAAGAUUGAGGAGAUUCGACAACAGACAAAGGCAGAGAAGAAGAGGCUAGCCAUGGCCGUCAGGAAGAAGCAUCUUGGAGCUCUCGGGAUGACGACGAACGAGAAGGGGCAGGUGACUGUGAAGAGCACGGUGCUGAAGCAGAUGGAGGACCUGAAGGAGGAGACCGGCCUCACCUGCUGCAUCUGUAGGGAGGGCUACAGGUACCAGCCUCAGAAGGUACUUGCUAUCUACACAUUCACUAAGAGAACAAACCUGGACGAGUUCGAGAACAAGACCAGGAAGUCAGUGGGCUACACCACCGUGUCCCACUUCAACGUCAUCCACGUCGAGUGUCACGCUGCUGCUGUUAGACAUGCUCGGGGUAGAGAGGAGUGGGAGAGUGCGGCACUCCAGAACGCCAACACCAAGUGCAAUGGACUCCUCCCAAUGUGGGGACCACAGGUCCAGGAAUCAGUUUUCGCCACUUGUCUCGCCAGACACAACAACUACCUACAGGAGUGUACGGGGGUGCGAGACCCCAGCCAUCUCUACACAGUACAUGAUAUCAAGCUGCUACUUAUGAGGUUUGCCCAGGAGAAGUCCUUCAGUGAUGAGAGUGGUGGCGGCGGUCGGCAGAGCAACAUGCAUCUGGUUCCAUACAUGGUUCAUAUGGCUCUCUACGUAGUCAACACGACACGCUCAAUGACUAGGGAUGAGAAGAAUGUGCAAACCUUCCAUGAUGCCGAAGAAAAAUGGAUAGAAAACUGUUUCGAGGCCGAAGGUCCACUGUACUACCCUGUCUUGUCCAUCUUGGUGCACUCCCCGGAGAAGUGGCAGCAGCUCAGAGUCAAGUACCUCAAGAGGCUGUUGGUGCUGGCCCAUGUCAGGAGUGUGUGUCAGGUCGGCGCCAAGACUGUGCCAGUGAAUGACAAGACUCCCAAAGAAUAUGCGGUGUACAAGAAUGUCCUCAUCUUCUUUGGCUUCCUGUGCAGUUUCUAUGACAAAAUCCUUAAGAAAGUGACCAUCAACCCUGAAAGCUCAUGGAGCAACUCUCUGGCGGAGUACAUCCGGAACAAUGACAAGCCAGUGCUGGAGGGUUGUGACAAGAUCAUUCGUCUCUACGAAGGGGAGAUGCUACCAUGUGAAUCCCUGGCUGAGUUCUGUGAUGUCAUUGGGAUGCUCGAGGAGGUUCCUAACCCAGAGGAAUUUCAGAAAGAGCUCUUCGCUUCUCUGCCCUGAACCCUCACAUAAAGGUGUCACCGAUGCAGUCUCCUGCUGCUGCUGCAUGUCGCUCACUGUGAUGUCAGCAAGCUGUUGAUGUUGUCACCUCCAGAGAUGUUUCCUUCAAGUCAAUGAUUCUCACCUGGUUCUCACCUUGUCGACCAUACAUGUUUAACUGUACCUGUGUUCUACACUGUAUUGCACUGUUUUAAUUUUGAUGUUUUGAUGAUAAGUAAGUUUGGAGCGAUGAACUUCCAGUGAUUUUUAGAUCUAAAUUAUUGGUAAAAUGGUUUUCAAAUAUCUAUCAUGCUUUCUGUGCAAGUUUGGAAUAAUUAUUUGCUUUUCAAAUUUUUCAACCUAUUUGAGACUUCAUUGAUGGGCUUUUACUGAAGCAAAUUUGUUUCCCUUAUGAAUUUGAUGUUUCGUACAUUUCCGUAAGAAUUUAAUGGACAAGAUUAAUGUUGCUUAGCAAGAUUCUUGGGGAAUUGUUAUCAAUUAGCGGUAUGUCAGAAAUCUUGUAAAACAUUCUAUGAACAUCAUUGCUGGUCUCUCUUCAUGAUCCCACAGCACAACAUUAAUAGCAUUCCCAAGGCCACAGGUUUUUAGUGUUUUGGUAAACAGAUCUUGGCUAAUCAGUAAGCUUGUGUAAGGCAAUAUGUACAAAACUGGUGUCCUUUAAGCAGGAAAGACUAAAAGCUGAAUCGGUUAAAGUGAAAGAUGCUAAGUAUUUUUGCAGUAAGAGGAAUAUGAACAUUUGUGUCAGAAGGUGCUGAGAUUAGGAUAUUAGGCAGCAGCUCUAGAAAAAUAUACAGAUACACUUUUCAGAUGAUAUUUAUUGUAAUAUAUUUUCUGCAUUGCAGUAUAUUUCGUAAAAAGAAAUAUAACAAGUUUUGUAAAAUUUUGUGGUGUAAAAUAUCUACACUGAAAUGUUUUCACAAUUUAUGUUUAA